Messenger RNA from Cryphonectria parasitica EP155, 639 nucleotides. RefSeq lists its product as uncharacterized. The transcript is spliced from 2 exons. The record is from RefSeq and is a predicted model, not a curated record. The coding region runs from base 196 to 639 and encodes 147 amino acids. Lineage: Eukaryota; Fungi; Ascomycota; Sordariomycetes; Diaporthales; Cryphonectriaceae.
GGGACGAAUAUCUAGCGGUUAAAUAGCAGCAAUUCCAGUACCAGUGAUAUUCUCUGCGAAGCACAUCAAGGACCUUCGACCACCUCAGUGAAAACCAUACACAUCAACCAGCUUGGACCAAUUCGAUCAUUACCGCCAUACAUUCUUUCUAUCCAUAUUGCACUGCGAGCAGCUGCAAAACACGUGUUUAUCAGGAUGCGUUUCUCCUACGCCAUCGUUGCCCUCGUUAGCUUGGCCACUGCCUUGCCUACACAAGGUCCCAUCGAGGACAGAAGCCCUUGCUCACCGGAUGAAUGUUACCAAAACGUCCGCACAGUAGUCUUCGAGGAGCGCACGAACAAGCGCAAUCAGACCGUGAGAGCAGUGGCCACAAGUGGUCCUAGGCGGUCGCUUAACUUGGUCGAAGUCGACACUCGGGAUGUUGAGGACAAGGACGUCCAGAAGCGGGUUGACCCGUACCCCCAAAUCGAUGUCCAGGUUCGCGGACAGGCUCGCGGAUUGGGAUACGAGCAGCGCAGAAACACAAGCGCAAGGGCCGUAGACACGAUGGAUCACGCCUCGAAGCAGUCCAGAAACUUGUUCAGGACCGAACGUCUCCAGGAGCGUGGCGAUGGUCUCCAGGUCGAGGAGAGCGCUUGA